This is a messenger RNA of Cutaneotrichosporon cavernicola, 1281 nucleotides long. RefSeq lists its product as uncharacterized. Bases 1 to 1281 code for a protein of 426 amino acids. Gene Ontology annotation, biological process: RNA surveillance; nonfunctional rRNA decay; nuclear-transcribed mRNA catabolic process, no-go decay. The record is from RefSeq and is a predicted model, not a curated record. Lineage: Eukaryota; Fungi; Basidiomycota; Tremellomycetes; Trichosporonales; Trichosporonaceae. The transcript is spliced from 5 exons. Gene Ontology annotation, cellular component: cytoplasm.
AUGAAGCUAGUCAACAAGCAGAUCGAAAAGGAUGGAUCGGGAUGGGUCGAGCUCAUCCCCGAAGACGAAGAGGACAUGUGGCACGUCUACAACCUCAUCUCUGAAGGCGACCAGGUCCGCGCAAAGACGGACCGCAAAGUCCACAGCACGAGCAACACGGGCACGACGACGUCGUACCGCGUCCAAUUGGCGCUGACUAUCCUCGUCAAGCGGACAAUGUUCUCGGCUGCCGCAAGCACCGAAACCACCGGCGACCAGUCGACCCACCGUGCCGUCAUGGGUAUUACCGGACAGGUCACCGAGGCCAACGACUAUGUCCGCAUUGGGGCGUAUCAUACCCUCGAACUUGAGAGGGGGAGAAAGUUCCGCCUGACCAAGGCUACGGGGUGGGAUAGUAUAGCGUUGGAACGGAUUAGCGAGAGUACCCGUCCAGGACGGGGGGCAGAGAUUGGAGCCGUUGUUUGUGGAGAGGGGACCGCGGCGAUUUGUCUCUUGUCGGAGCAUAUGACUGUUGUGCGGCAGCGGAUUGAUGUGCCAGUGCCCAGGAAGCGGAGUGGGACUAGCAGCCACGACAAGGCCAUGGCCAGCUUCCUCAGCACGGUAUACGCCUCCAUCCUCCGCCUGAUCCCCUUCGACACGCUCAAGGUCGUCGUCAUCGCCUCGCCCGGCUUCACAAAGGACACGCUGUACGACUACAUUUUCCAGCAGGCAACCGAGACGAACAACAAGCCCCUCCUUGGCGCGCGCUCAAAGUUCCUCCGCGUCCACUCGAACACGCCACAUGUCCAUUCCCUUGUUGAGGCGUUACGCGACCCCGGCGUGGCCAAGAUGCUCCAGGGAGCAAAGUUUGCCAAAGAGGGUCUGGCGCUUGACAAGUUUCACAAGAUGCUCUCGACGGACGAGCUGCGGGCGUGGUAUGGGCCCAAGCACGUCGCGCUUGCCGUCGACCGCGGGGCUGUUGGCACUCUGCUUAUUUCGGAUGAUCUUUUCCGCGCAGCCGAUCCAGAGAAGCGCAACCGAUAUGUCCAGAUGGUUGAUGAGGUGCGCGCACGCGGUGGCGAGGCUGUCAUCUUCUCGUCGAUGCACGAGACAGGCAUACAGCUCAACCUUCUCACUGGCAUUGCUGCCAUUCUCACCUACCCCCUUGACAUUGAGGUCGUCGAGAUGGAGGAACGCGAGGAGGCCGAGCGCCUCGAACGUGAAGCGGCCGAGGCUGCAUCGGGGGGCACCACGCCUGCUGCGAGCGGAUCGACGACGCCGUUCAGGUCGGACGGCAUCUAG